Molecule: messenger RNA, 1443 nt
Organism: Marchantia polymorpha subsp. ruderalis
Lineage: Eukaryota; Viridiplantae; Streptophyta; Marchantiopsida; Marchantiales; Marchantiaceae
Source: the annotation of a GenBank genome assembly
UUGGUCCGCCCGACGGCCUCCCCUCCAGACGAAUCGAUCACGAAUCGAGAACCUCGAGCAAUUCGUCGAUCGAUCAAUGAUCGACUGUGCGCGGAUCAUUUCUAGGCAUUCUCUCGUCGGGUGAGGCGCGUCAGCUCAUACAGAUCGAUCGAUUUGAGCCGAUCCCGGGCAGUGAAGGGUUCUUCGGUGCAGAAAGAGGACGACGAUGGCUUCUGCAGCCACUGUUGUUUCAUGUGGUUCUGGAUUAGGUUUGAAGCAGAUUCAUGCCUUUUCUACUGCACAGGAUGUUAGGUCCAGGUCGUCUGCAAGACUAGUCACUGUACGCUCAUGUCCCGCACAUUUGAAGGCAAGCUUUUCACCUUCAAGAGGAGCAUCAAAUGAAGUUUCUCGGAUUAACUGCGUCAGUCCUGCUACUGAUGGACUUCUCCUGGACGUCGUUCCCGAGCCAAAAGAACCACAAGAGUCAAGUCUCCCUUCUCCAAGUACAUUUGAGAUUCAGAGUUUGUUAAUGGAAGUUUGCGACGAGACAAGCAUUGCUGAGCUGGAAUUGAAGGUUGGAGAGUUCAAGCUUCACGUCAGAAGAGACGUUGGAAAGUUGAAGGGAUCAGCAGUUCCAGCAACUGCACCGGCUCUUCCGCCUGUGCCCACGAAGCCAAUGGUCGAUUCCCGACCGCCAGCUCCCACUGCCGCUCCCUCUUCAAGCCCGAAGUCUAACAACUCUAUCACCGCAAUGACGGGAAGCUUCUCGAAAACUGCAUCUCUUUUCGGGCUCUUAGAAGCUGCAGCCGAUGAAGGCCUGUUGUUUGUGACCUCCCCGAAGGUCGGUGUUUUUCGGAAAGGACGAACUGCCAAAGGCAAAAGUAGCAAGCCUAUGGUGGAGGAGGGACUAGUUAUCAAAUCUGGCCAGGUGGUGUGCUACUUGGAACAAUUGGGGACUCAACAACCCGUGGAGUCUGAAGUAUCCGGAGAAGUCGUGAAGGUGUUGUGGGAUGAUGGAGAGCCCGUUGGAUAUGGAGAUCCCUUGAUUGCUGUUCGCCCCUCUUUCCCUGGCAUUGUAUCCUCCCGAGGGACCGUAAUGAACUAGGGACAGAGUAGAGUAUAGUCCAAACAUUCUUUGCCAGGUGUGUAGACUCUAUUCGGCAGAAGUUGAGGAGUUUCGAGCAUUCAGUGUUCUCAGGAACUGCUGAGAUAAAGUUUUAACCAUCCUCCACACGCAGCAGUCUGAGGAACUUUUAGUACUUGCUGAUUGAGCUUCAGAUUAUUCAAUUAAGAGCACAGUCAGGAAAGUCUUUUUCCUCCUCGCGAAGUAUUUCAACAUGUUCUGUAACAAAUUAUCAAUUUUGAUGGCAUUCUCUGCCUGAGUAAAGAGUAUGGAGUCACAUGGACCACCUGAUCAUACUUUCUUUUUGGGGGAAAUUGACUCCAUUUCAGAGUAAACUUUUC